GUCUUUUUUUUUUUAGGGUACACCAAGAAUACGACAGUAAGGUGUUAAUGCUGCAUCUAAGAAAAUGGAUUUAAGAGUUCCGAUGUGUGACUUCCCAGUGACAAACAUGCACUACAUUUUCAGGACCGUCAUGGAAUACUGGAGGCAGUGCGCCCUGUGGCUGAUCGGCUGCAAGGUGUUGCCAGUCAACCAUCGCGUCACUGCGGACUCGGCGCAUGUCUUCGACCUGGCGCAAACUCUGCGGGACGGCGUUCUGCUGUGUCAGCUGCUCAACAACCUGAGGGCCCGCAGCCUCGACCUGAAGGCCAUCAACCUCAGGCCGCAGAUGUCUCAGUUCCUGUGCUUGAAGAACAUUCGCACCUUCUUGACGUGUUGCUGCAACGAGUUCGGCAUGAAGAAGAGCGACCUCUUCGAGGCCUUCGACCUGUUUGACAUGCGGGACUUUGGAAAGGUCAUGGACACGCUCUCCAAGCUCUCGAACACAGCAAUAGCACUGCAAGGAGGAUUCAAGCCUUUUCCCACAGAAAUGAUCCUAAAAGAUGAGGACAUUUACAACCACCUGGAAGACCUAAUGGAUGAAAACACCAUGGAGGAAGAGGACGACUUGUACGCGGUGGUGUACGGGCUGGAAGAAGACUACGCAGGCGGGGAGAUUUAUGAGGACCUUAUGAGGACUGAACAGCAGAAGCCGAUCGAGUCAGACGUUCGAAGCUGCUGCCUCUCUGAGAUCAAACAGACGGAGGAGAAGUACACAGAGACGUUGGAAUCCAUCGAGAAGUAUUUCCUCAACCCUCUGAAGAGGUUUCUCUCCGCGGCUGAAAUGGACAAAGUUUUUGUCAACAUUCCAGACUUGGUGAAGGUUCACAAGAGUCUGAUGGUGGAUGUUCAAGACUCCAUCCUGAACAAGAACGCUUUGAAUCUCUACCAAAUUUUCAUUAGCUACAAAGAGAGACUUCUCAUCUACAGCAUCUACUGCAGCCGCGUGGAGAUUGCCAUCGCAGUCCUGGACCUCAUCUGCAAAGAGAAGGAAGACGUCCGCCUCAAGUUGGAGGAGUGUUCCAAGAGGGCCAACAAUGGCAAGUUCACCCUGAGGGACCUGCUGGUGGUUCCCAUGCAGAGAGUCCUCAAGUACCACCUUCUCCUCCAGGAGCUCGUCAAGCACACUCCCAACGCCGUGGACAAGACCAACCUGCAGAUGGCGCUGUACGCCAUGAAGGACUUGGCGCAGUUUGUCAAUGAAGUCAAGAGAGAUAACGAGACUCUGCGUGAGAUGGACCAGUACCAGCGCUCCAUUGAGAACCUGAACCAGUCUCUGUUCAGCUACGGUCGUCCAAGAGGAGACGGGGAAGUGCGCAUCGUGUCCAACUUUGACAAGAGGAAACAGGACAGACACAUAUUUCUGUUUGACGUGGCCGCCGUGGUCUGCAAGCGACGCGGCGAUAACUACGAGAUGAAGGACGUCCUCGACCUCAACGUCUUCAAGAUCACUGACAACCCCACCUCGGACAAGGAGGGCAAGAAGUGGUGUUACAGCUUCUACGUGACGCACCAGCAGGGCCACACCGGCUUUGAAUUCUUCUUAAAGACCAGAGAGCUGAAGAAGAAAUGGCUGGAUCAGUUUGAAGCGGUUGUCUCCAACAUCCGACCUGAAUUUGCCAACCACAACGACCACCAGUUCAAGAUGCACACCUUUGACAGGAUUUUUUCGUGCAGCUUCUGUCAUCUCCUGCUAAGGGGGAUCUUCAACCAGGGCUACCUGUGCUUAAAAUGUGGACUUGCAGUCCACAAGGAGUGUUUAGGUCAGCUGGGAGUCUGCCGGAGGACGGAAUCUUCCAAGCUGAGGUCCAAGGAGAGCACAGCGCUUCCAGACCCAGGUCUGCCCCAGAUGCUGGUGAUCAGAGACUACCACGGCGCCCCCUGUCCGCCGUGCGGCCCCCCGCUGUGCGCUCGCACGGGCGACGUGAUCGGCCUGAUGUUCGCCGACUUGCACAGCUCCUGGUGGCAGGGCAAAAUCCUGGCAAGCGGCAAGAUUGGCUUCUUUCCAAGCGACGCUGUGAGGCCUUCCCCCUGUCUCCCAAAGCCCGUGGAUUACUCGGGACAGCUCUGGUUUGCAGGGCCGAUGGAGAGGUACCAGGCCGAGGUAGAGCUUCAGGACCAAGGAAACAGCACCUAUCUGGUUCGGCACAGGAGUAAAGAGUGCACAGAGUACGCCAUUAGUAUAAAGUUCAACGACAGAGUCAAGCACAUUAAGAUUCUGACCAAGGAUGGCUGCUUCUACCUCGAAGAGAGUCGACUCUUCAAGACCGUGCUGGACUUGGUGGAAUACUACAAGCAGCACUCGUUAAAAGAAGGCUUCAGCAGUCUGGACACCAGUCUGCGGGUCCCUUACCGGGAAUUCAACAACGAAAACUCGCCUUGGGCCGUGACCAAGACUGGCAGCGUUCCUCCUGGUGGUUGCAGCUUUGUUCCUCCCUCCUCCUCUCCUUUCUGGUCAGUGUUUUGUCCUAGGGUCGUGUCUGUCGCUGUGGCUCGCUACGACUUCCACUCCAGAGACAUGUGGGAGCUGCCGCUACUGCAGGGAGACGUGGUCCAAAUCCACACCAAGACGUCCAACGGCUGGUGGAAGGGAGAGGUCGGCGGCAGAGUGGGCUGGUUUCCUUCUACUUUCGUAGAAGAGGACUGACUUCGCUGACUUGGACUUCGACGUCCAUGUGACCUCCAGCACAGCAGGGCGCCGUGACCGUGAUGUCGCUGCUCGUUCGCCGCGUCGGCGUGAUGCCGCUCAGAGAAAACUGACAGGAAACGCUCUCCAGAACCUUCCUCCCUGCCUUCUGACGGACGCGGAGCACAUGUCGAGUCGAGGAUCCCGAAAGCAUCAUUCGGCAAGUGCUUCGGUGUUCAGACUGCCGUUCUCCCCUCACGCCCUCGUCUCCUUCCUAGGUGACUCACCUUGUCUUAUUAUUGAUGAUGACUCAGUGACAGUCGCCCUCGCCAUGGCCAUAUUUGGUUUGGCAAGCAACACUCCAUUGGCUGACAAACUGGAGGUCCAACGCGCUCCAUUGUGGUGUGAAUAAACGUGUUAUUGAUAUUUACAUGA
Molecule: messenger RNA, 3097 nt
Organism: Nerophis lumbriciformis (worm pipefish)
Lineage: Eukaryota; Metazoa; Chordata; Actinopteri; Syngnathiformes; Syngnathidae
Product: guanine nucleotide exchange factor VAV3-like
Biological process (GO): intracellular signal transduction; regulation of GTPase activity; cell migration
Cellular component (GO): plasma membrane; cytoplasm
Molecular function (GO): protein binding; guanyl-nucleotide exchange factor activity
Source: RefSeq, a predicted model, not a curated record